Molecule: messenger RNA, 2125 nt
Organism: Calypte anna (Anna's hummingbird)
Lineage: Eukaryota; Metazoa; Chordata; Aves; Apodiformes; Trochilidae
Gene: CCDC82
Product: coiled-coil domain containing 82
Exons: 8
Coding region: 281-1681 (466 amino acids)
Cellular component (GO): nucleus
Source: RefSeq, a predicted model, not a curated record
ACCCCACUCUGGCGGGUCUGGCUGCGGGGCAGGCAGGCCGGGGUAGGCCCUCCCCGGCUGAGGGCAGCGGCUGCUCCUCUGUGAGAGUUUUCGGUGACGAUGCUGUAGGAGCGGUGUAAGCUGCUCCUGAGCUGCAGGGAGGCUGUCGUUCCCUUUUUAGGCUUCGAGUUUUGCAAGGGACGAUGGGAUUUGUAGCAGUGUUUCCGAGCUGGUUUUCCCGGUUUAUUCCUGCUGGUUGUGGGUAGUUCUGCUCUUCUAUGGUUUCUGAGUAAGCCUCACAAUGGAGAUAAAAGCAGUUGUCAGGAGAUAUGAAACAAGAAAUAAGACAGCAGGAACAAGACUGUCAUCCAAAUCCCGAGUUGAUUGGAGACGCACUAAGAGGGAGCUCAUUCUGCUUGACAGCAAUGAUGAAUCCUCAUGUGCAUCAGAGGAGGAAGAGCCUACUACAUCAGAAGAUGAAGUAGAUGAAAAAGAUGGAGCUGCUGUGAGGAAUAUCCUUUCAGAUCAGAAAGAGAAACCCCAAAGUGGUGAAGUAACAGAAGAUGGUGAGGAUGAAUGCAUUGUGCCUGGGAAAAGGAAGAGGUUGAACACCUCUGUCUUGUAUGACAGUGAUGAAAGUGAAGACAGUGAUAUACUUGUUAGAAAAGUUUUUGCCAAACGCCACUGUAUAAUGGAUGAAGAUGAGGGUUCUGAAGAACAGCAGCCAGAUAAAACUUGCCCUACAGAAAAUGUUUUUACUAAUAGGAAACAGAAAGUGUUUGCAAAACUGAAAGAACUCGCAAGACAAAGAGCGACUGGGAGAUCCUGCAGCAGUGAAAAUGAUGAGGAUUCUAAUGGUGAAGCAGAAACAGAUGAGGAAUCGCUCUGUCGCUUGUCCCUGACACCAGCAGAAGGUAGUGAAACUGAUGGUGACAGCAUGAAGGAUUUUAUAGUAGAUGAAGAGGAAAAUGAUACAGAGCAUGUAAGGAGUGAAAACCAGCCACAUUGGAAGGAACUGCAUACAUCAGAUAGCGAGUUCCUGGCAUACCACAUCCCACAAUUAUCUCGCUGUGAUCAUUAUAUACACUUCCAAAGAAUCAUAAAGGCUUUCCUCAUAAAUGCAAUUGAUGACACUUUUCUGAGCUCAUUGUAUGAUGGAACAAGACAGAAGAAGUACGCACAAGAUAUGUUGCUCUCCCUUCAUUAUUUGGACGACCGCUUCAUUCAGCCACGUCUGGAGAACUUAAUCUCUAGGAGUCGCUGGAAGGACCGAUACAAGGAACGUGUGGAUUGUUACCCAGAUGUUCGCAUAAUCUUGAAAAAUCCCAAGAACAUAUCUUGUCAGGCCUGUGAAAUGAAUCGGUAUUGUAAGUUUAAUGUGCUGCUCUCUGGAAAGCUUUAUAACAGUAGAACUUUGGAAGCAGAUGACUUCAUGUCAGAUGACAAGCAGGUCUUGAAGGUUGGCACGGUGUGUGCAAACCGUACCAGAAUUUAUCAUAACCUGAAGCACUUCAAAUACAAGUUGUACAUGGACUGCAGCUCUGUGACUGAGUUGGAUGGUGUUGAGGAUGAACCAGUCAAAGACACAGUCGAGCGGCUUUUCAGCCAGUUGGAAGACAGUGGGUGGAUUCAGAAGAGAUACAAUGAUCUUGAAGACUACAUGAAUGAUGCAGACAAUUUCCAAGAAGAGAAAAUGGAUUAAGUGGUCAUACAGCUCUUUGAAAGACAUCUUGUAAAAAAAUGAAUGGCCUACUUUGUCUGCAUGCACUUUACCUCUGCUUGGUCUUCAAGCCUUUUGAGGAUCUGUUCCACUUAAACCCAUAUGCCUUUAAGCUACUGUUUGCAAAUGUGCUGUAUUGUUUUUUCUUAUCUGUUUCAAUAAUAACCUAAAGUUUUACCAAAUAAGUCCUUCUGGUCUUGCUGCAUAGGUCACUUUUAAGUUUCCUUUUGAUCUUAAAAGUAACAUCUCAUCUGUUUAUUUGUGAAAUAAAACUUCCACCUACUUACAUACAUUGGGCUGCAUUGUAGAGACGGUAGGAGAGGCUGAGACCUUUAAUUAGGUGUAUUUGGAGAGCCAAGGCUUAUGUUACACAAGAACAUAUGACUUGCAUCUUGCUUUCCUAUAAGAUAUACUUUCCUUGUUAUU